GCUAAUAGGUGAAAAUCACCGAUUUCUAGUCCCUCCCUUUUGCCCAGAUUAGAUGCCUCUUCAGUUUCCCCUCCCUGUUUUACCCUCUGCCUCAACCCGAAUCCAACUCCAUUUUCUUCUUCACUUUCAACCCAGAUCAAAUCUGCCUCUAUUUCUAAAACUAAAGAGAACCCUUUUUCUUCUUCACCAUCUUUCAUCUAUGUAUCAAUCUUUUCCCUUUCGAUUUUCUUGAAUUCUGUGGUUUCAAUCUUUGAUGCUUUCAGUUUAAAAGAUCGGGUGGGGACGGUGCUCCAGUUACAAGUGCUCUCACUUGCUCUGCUCUUCUUGCUUUACUCUGCUUUGGGUCUUUAAAUAAUAAGAAAGGUUCAUACUUUUGGCCUGAUCCUGUUCUUGAAUUAGUUCUGCUUUUAGCUUUUGUUGAAGAAUUUUUGUUGUAUUACUUGCAAAGAAAGGAUACAAGUGGGAUUGAGAAUAGAUAUUUUGAUCUUUUAUGUGUUCCCAUAGCAAUUUGUGUGGUUUCAACAAUGUUAGAAUUGAGAUCUAACAGGUCCAUUUACUCGAAAUCGGUACGAGGUAUUGGGUUGAUUUUACACGGAACAUGGUUUGUGCAAAUGGGAUUUUCAUUUUACACUAAUUUGAUGGUUCAUGGAUGUAGCUUACAUGAAAAAAGUAGAGGGAAUUAUACUAGUAAAUGCAGAAGUCACCCUGAUUAUCAUAGAGCAAGGUCUAUUGCCACAUUGCAAUUCAAUUGCCAUCUUGCUUUGCUUGUGGUUCUGGUUGUUGGGAUGUUAUCACUUAUUGGCAAAAGAAACGGUGUUGUUGUUGGUGCUUCAAGGGAUGGUUUGCGGUAUAAGCCAUUAGGGGCUGAAAUACAGCUAAUGGAUAGUAAUGGGGGGAAUUUCACUUUGGAUUCUGAUGAUGAUCUCGACAGUGGGAUUAAAGAAGAAGAUGAUUUGGUGAAAGAGAAGUCGGCUGUUGUGGAAUUGGGUGGUAAUGGCCAUGCUUCACAUGUCUGAGAUAACUAAGCAAAUUCAGGCUGUUAACGAGGUUUACAAGUUUCACAAUCUUCCCGAGUUCUAUAAGGUCUGUGACGUUAUAAUUAAUUGCCAAGUCUAAUCAAUACUUCAUAAAAUGCAGAGCAAUGAUCUUAUUCUUUGACAUUGACCCAAAUACCCAACAGGUUGUGGUGGUUGAUCCAGAGGCGUAUACCUAUGAUGAUGAGGUGCUAAAGAAAGCUGAAGCUAUGGGCAAGCCAGGUCUUGUGGAGAUAUAUGCCAAAGAAGACAGUUUCAUCUUUACAGUUGAAUCCACUGGUGCGAUCAAAGCUUCUCAGUUGGUUCUUAAUGCUAUAGAAAUCCUGAAACAGAAGCUGGAUGCAGUUCGCCUGUCUGAGGAUACUGUGGAAGCUGAUGAUCAGUUUGGUGAACUAGGUGCCCAUAUGCGAGGAGGAUGAUCUGCUUGUAAUUAAGAACUAGCCAUUGACAUUUGUAGGUUUCAGAAAAGGCGUGUUUACAUCUAACUAACUUCCUUUUGUUUAAAACUCUUGAGAUAUUUUGGGUAGAACAGACUACUUGUUUUCCUCGAUGAAAAUUGUCAGUUAUAUGCCAUCUAUUUUAAACUUAAAAGCCAGCAAAGCAUGGACUGGCAAAUGAUUUAGCCUGUAGCUUAUUACUUUGUCCAAACUAUCAGCCUUUGUAUUUAUGUUUCUGCUUUGUUGUUUCUUCCCA
This is a messenger RNA of Gossypium raimondii (Peruvian cotton), 1727 nucleotides long. RefSeq names its product DNA-directed RNA polymerases II, IV and V subunit 3-like. Gene Ontology annotation, cellular component: RNA polymerase II, core complex. Lineage: Eukaryota; Viridiplantae; Streptophyta; Magnoliopsida; Malvales; Malvaceae. The transcript has 3 exons. The record is from RefSeq and is a predicted model, not a curated record. Bases 1142 to 1453 code for a protein of 103 amino acids. Gene Ontology annotation, molecular function: DNA-directed RNA polymerase activity; protein dimerization activity. Gene Ontology annotation, biological process: DNA-templated transcription.